Molecule: messenger RNA, 210 nt
Organism: Capronia epimyces CBS 606.96
Lineage: Eukaryota; Fungi; Ascomycota; Eurotiomycetes; Chaetothyriales; Herpotrichiellaceae
Exons: 1
Coding region: 1-210 (69 amino acids)
Source: RefSeq, a predicted model, not a curated record
AUGGGUCUAUCCAAAGGGCUGGUCAUCCUCAUCUGCAUCUUGAUCGCGGGGCUGGCGGUCGCCGCAGCCGCCGCCCUCUAUCAGGUCACCAAUCGAGAUAAGAGCCAAAAAGGCUACUCCCCCCCCGAACCGUCGCGAGAACAGGAAUUGUACAUGCGGCAAGUACGCGCGAGAAAUUAUGCCAACCUCGGCAUCGCGUCCAACGUGUGA